This is a messenger RNA of Caenorhabditis sp. 36 PRJEB53466, 527 nucleotides long. The record is from the annotation of a GenBank genome assembly. NCBI's taxonomy places the organism in Eukaryota, Metazoa, Nematoda, Chromadorea, Rhabditida, Rhabditidae.
AUGAACAUCAUUUUCUCAACUGCUAUUAUCCUUUUCAGUCUAGCGCAUCUAGUGAAUGCAGUUUGUGAAACUGGUAACAACUAUAUACCAUAUUUUUCGACGCUUCAAACUUUUUUUGCAGAAGAUUACUGUCCGGGUGGUUGGAAUGUGAUGAGAAAAGGUGAUGAUACCCCACAAACGUGUGACGCCAUGGCCGGAGUAAAAUGUGCCAAACCGUAUUCGUGUGUACAUUCUCGGUGUGGGAUGGACUUCUGUUGUGCUCAUACAUGUAAGUGACAUGUUUAGAACUUUUUUAAUCACCAGAAAACUCUGAAAAUUUUUUAACAUUUUGCUCAUCCAGUUUUUGGAGGCAGUCUUCCUCGUCGGUCCCAUUUUUCUGUUAGCAGAUAUAACUUUUCGCAAUCGUAUUUUCCGGCCGUGUUUUUCCAAUAACAGUAUUAUUUACAGUGAAAAUAGAGCAAUUCAAACGUCAACAGGAAAUUGAGCAAGACAUCAAAGAAGCAGAAUUGGAGGACGAUGAACUCUAA